GGCCGUGGUUUGAGGAAAGGAACAUGGCUUCCCAGGCUGAUUUGAUGGAGCUCGACAUGGCCAUGGAGCCAGACCGUAAGGCAGCAGUCAGCCACUGGCAGCAGCAGUCCUACCUGGAUUCAGGUAUUCAUUCAGGAGCCACGACUACAGCUCCCUCACUCAGCGGGAAAGGAAAUCCAGAAGAUGAAGAUCUUGACAACAACCAGGCCAUGUAUGAGUGGGAGCAGGGCUUCAACCAGAACUUCUCCCAGGAUCAGGUCCAAGACUUGGAUGGCCAGUAUGCCAUGACCCGUGCCCAGCGUGUGCGUGCGGCAAUGUUCCCAGAGACUCUUGAGGAAGGCAUGCAAAUUCCUUCUACGCAGUAUGACACAGCAAAUCCUACCAAUGUCCAGAGACUAGCAGAACCUUCACAAAUGCUCAAACAUGCUGUGGUCAAUCUGAUCAACUAUCAAGACGACGCUGAGCUCGCAACCAGAGCCAUACCAGAACUCACCAAACUACUCAACGAUGAGGACCAAGUUGUCGUCAAUAAAGCAGCAGUGAUGGUGCACCAGCUCUCAAAAAAAGAAGCUUCCCGUCACGCUAUCAUGCGCUCGCCCCAGAUGGUGUCGGCCAUAGUCAGGACAAUGCAGAACACAAAUGAUGUGGAGACUGCUCGCUGCACUGCGGGGACCCUCCACAACCUUUCCCAUCACAGAGAGGGUCUGCUAGCCAUUUUCAAGUCUGGAGGAAUCCCAGCUCUAGUCAAAAUGCUUGGUUCACCAGUGGACUCUGUCCUGUUCUAUGCCAUCACCACCCUCCACAACCUCCUCCUGCACCAGGAAGGAGCUAAGAUGGCUGUUCGUUUGGCUGGUGGUCUUCAGAAAAUGGUGGCCCUGCUCAAUAAAACAAAUGUCAAGUUCCUCGCCAUCACCACAGAUUGUCUCCAAAUCCUGGCUUAUGGAAACCAGGAAAGCAAGCUAAUAAUCCUGGCCAGUGGAGGCCCCCAAGCACUGGUGAACAUCAUGAGGACUUACACCUAUGAGAAGUUGCUGUGGACCACUAGCAGAGUACUCAAAGUCCUGUCAGUCUGCUCCAGUAACAAACCUGCUAUCGUAGAAGCAGGAGGAAUGCAGGCUCUUGGACUCCAUUUGACUGACCCCAGCCAGAGACUUGUCCAGAACUGUCUCUGGACUCUCAGGAACCUAUCAGAUGCUGCUACCAAACAGGAGGGAAUGGAGGGUCUGUUGGGGACCCUGGUUCAGCUCCUUGGUAGCGAUGACAUCAAUGUGGUUACCUGUGCUGCUGGCAUCCUGUCAAACCUGACUUGCAACAACUACAAGAAUAAGAUGAUGGUCUGUCAGGUUGGCGGGAUCGAGGCUUUGGUUCGCACCGUGCUUCGGGCCGGAGACAGAGAAGAUAUCACAGAACCAGCCAUCUGUGCCCUGCGUCACCUCACAUCACGACACCAGGAUGCAGAAAUGGCCCAGAAUGCAGUCAGGCUUCAUUAUGGCCUGCCAGUUGUCGUGAAAUUGUUGCAUCCGCCUUCACAUUGGCCUCUUAUUAAGGCUACAGUUGGUCUGAUUCGUAACCUGGCCCUGUGCCCUGCAAACCACGCUCCUCUGAGGGAGCAGGGAGCCAUUCCUAGACUGGUCCAGCUGCUGGUCCGGGCACACCAGGACACGCAGAGACGCACCAGCAUGGGGGGCACACAGCAGCAGUUUGUGGAGGGCGUUCGCAUGGAGGAGAUAGUGGAGGGCUGCACUGGAGCACUUCACAUCCUUGCCAGAGACGUUCACAACAGAAUAGUUAUCCGAGGACUGAACACAAUUCCACUUUUUGUACAGCUCUUGUAUUCUCCCAUUGAGAACAUCCAGCGUGUGGCAGCAGGUGUCCUGUGCGAACUGGCGCAGGACAAGGAGGCUGCCGAGGCCAUCGAGGCAGAGGGCGCCACCGCCCCUCUCACUGAGCUGCUGCACAGCCGCAACGAAGGAGUUGCCACAUACGCAGCAGCAGUUCUCUUCCGCAUGUCAGAGGACAAACCUCAAGACUACAAGAAACGCCUCUCAGUAGAACUCACAAGUUCGCUCUUCAGGACGGAACCGAUGGCUUGGAACGAAACUGCGGAACUUGGUCUGGACAUCGGUGCUCAGGGAGAGCCAAUUGGCUACAGACAGGAUGACCCCAGCUAUCGUUCCUUCCACUCGGGAGGCUACGGGGCAGACUCGAUGGGCAUGGAGCCCAUGAUGGACCAUGAUCUGGCCGGGGGCCACCACCCAGGUCAGGACUACCCUCCGGUGGAGGGCCUUCCCGACCUGGGACACAGCCAGGAACUGAUUGAAGGCCUACCACCUGGUGACUCCAACCAACUGGCGUGGUUUGACACAGACUUGUAA
Nerophis lumbriciformis (worm pipefish) is the source of this 2375-nucleotide messenger RNA. NCBI's taxonomy places the organism in Eukaryota, Metazoa, Chordata, Actinopteri, Syngnathiformes, Syngnathidae. The record is from RefSeq and is a predicted model, not a curated record.